GCUCUGCUCGGGCGGGGACGCGCGGCCCAAGCGAGCCAUGGCUGUGUGUCUCGGGAUGCUGCGUCUGGGGAGACUGUGCGCCCGCAGUCUGGGGGUGCAGGGGACCCGAGCCACCCUCUCUCGGGGUUGGCCGGAAGCGAAGUGGCCAUAUAUGCGCGCUCUCAGUUCCAUCGAGAUGGAGCGCACUACCCCCCUGCCUAUUGGAGGCCUUAGCUACGUUCAGGGCUCAACCAACUUCCAUCUUAUCGACCGGACUGUGGGUGGGUGUCUGGAUGCCACAGCACAAAAGUUCCCUGACCGAGAGGCCUUGGUCAUUGUCCAUGAAGACAUCAGGCUGACUUAUGCACAGCUCAAGGAGGAGGUAGACAAGGCUGCUUCUGGUCUCCUGAGCAUUGGUCUCCGUAAGGGUGACCGGCUGGGCAUGUGGGGACCCAACUCCUAUGCAUGGAUUCUAAUGCAGCUGGCCACUGCCCAGGCAGGCAUCAUCCUGGUGUCUGUGAACCCCGCCUACCAGGCCUUGGAACUGGAGUAUGUCCUCAAGAAGGUGGGCUGCAAAGCCCUUGUGUUCCCCAAGGAAUUCAAGACCCAACAAUACUACAAUAUCCUGAAGCAGAUCUGUCCGGAACUAGAAAAGGCUCAGCCGGGGGCCUUGAAGAGUAAGAGGCUCCCAGAUCUGACCACAGUCAUCUUGGUGGACGCCUCUUUGCCGGGGACCCUAUUGCUAGAUGAUGUGAUGGCAGCUGGUAGCUCAGAGGAUCAUCUGGCCCACCUCCGGUACACCCAGCAGUUCCUGUCCUGCUUUGACCCCAUCAACGUCCAGUUCACCUCGGGGACCACAGGCAGUCCCAAGGGAGCCACCCUCUCCCACUACAACAUCGUGAACAACUCCAACUUCAUAGGCCAUCGCCUGAGACUGCCUUUGAAGACAACAGAGGAGUUGCGGUUUGUCCUGCCCAACCCCUUGUACCACUGCCUGGGCUCCGUGGGGGGCACAAUGAUGUGUGUGCUGCAUGGUGCCACGCUCUUCCUGUCCUCUCCAAGCUUCAAUGGCAAGAAGGCGCUGGAGACCAUCCACAGAGAGAAAGGCUCCUUCCUGUAUGGCACCCCUACAAUGUUCGUGGAUAUUCUGAACCAGCCAGACUUCUCCAGUUAUGACUUCUCCAACAUGCGUGGAGGUGUGAUUGCUGGGUCACCUGCACCCCCUGAGUUGAUCCGGGCCAUCAUCAACAAGAUGAACAUGAAGGAGCUGGUGAUUGCUUAUGGAACCACAGAGAACAGUCCUGUGACCUUCAUGAACUUUCCAGAUGACACUGUAGAACAGAAGGCAGAAAGCGUGGGCAGAGUUAUGCCCCACACAGAGGCCCAGAUCUUGAACAUGGAGACUGGGGAGCUGGUGAAGUUGAACACGCCGGGGGAGCUGUACAUCCGGGGGUACUGCAUCAUGCUAGGGUACUGGAACGAGCCUCAGAAGACCUUUGAAGCAGUUGGGCAGGACAAGUGGUAUCACACAGGGGACAUUGCUGUGAUGGACGAGCAGGGCUUCUGUAAGAUUGUGGGCCGCUCCAAGGACAUGAUCAUUCGGGGUGGGGAGAACAUCUACCCUGCAGAGCUUGAGGACUUCUUUCACAAGCACCCACAAGUGCAGGAAGUACAGGUGGUCGGAGUGAAAGACCAGCGCCUGGGGGAGGAAAUCUGUGCCUGCAUCCGGCUGAAGAGCGGGGAGAAGACCACGGAAGAGGAGAUCAAAGCUUUCUGCAAAGGGAAGAUAUCCCAUUUCAAGAUUCCUCGAUACAUUGUGUUUGUGGAAAAGUAUCCUCUUACCAUCUCAGGAAAGAUCCAGAAAUUCAAACUCCGAGAGCAAAUGGAACAACAUCUAAAACUGUGAAUCAGCGGGAGGAGAGGUCCUCCCCACUGCUCCGCCAGGCCCCUGUCUUUGUGAUUUGGCAUAAAAAAUUAUUUUGUUCGA
Molecule: messenger RNA, 1966 nt
Organism: Dipodomys spectabilis (banner-tailed kangaroo rat)
Lineage: Eukaryota; Metazoa; Chordata; Mammalia; Rodentia; Heteromyidae
Gene: Acsf2
Product: acyl-CoA synthetase family member 2
Exons: 16
Coding region: 38-1885 (615 amino acids)
Biological process (GO): fatty acid metabolic process
Molecular function (GO): medium-chain fatty acid-CoA ligase activity
Source: RefSeq, a predicted model, not a curated record